GCAGCGUUGCCGGCUCAGUCGUGCGGGAGUGGUCACUGAGGGAUGUGUGGUACCGUAACUGAGUGACUGAGGAAAAAGACCCGGCGUAGUUUCUCCGCGUAAUACGCUCUCGCUCUUUACCCCCCUGAACAAAAAAGAACUAGCAGUACCGAGAGUCUAGUCAGUUUUCGGCCCCCCUCCCGAUUUUACGCGAAACUACGGAAUACGCUGAUCGUAUAUUUAUUUAAGUAUUUAUUGUACAAAAGACUUUAAAUAUAGCCGACACAAUGUCCGUCGAUAAGGAGGAAUUGGUUCAGCGUGCAAAGCUCGCCGAGCAGGCAGAAAGGUACGAUGAUAUGGCAGCCGCGAUGAAGGCAGUCACCGAAACAGGAGUCGAGUUAUCGAACGAGGAAAGGAACUUGUUGUCGGUAGCGUACAAGAAUGUCGUUGGUGCAAGACGUAGCUCGUGGCGAGUCAUCUCCUCCAUCGAGCAGAAAACCGAAGGUUCUGAGCGCAAACAGCAGAUGGCCAAGGAAUAUAGGGAAAAGGUUGAGAAGGAGCUGCGUGAAAUCUGUUAUGACGUAUUGGGACUCCUUGAUAAGUACCUGAUCCCUAAGGCUAGUAAUGCCGAGAGUAAAGUAUUCUACCUCAAGAUGAAGGGCGACUACUACAGGUAUCUCGCAGAAGUCGCUACCGGAGAAACCAGAAAUGCGGUAGUCGAGGAUUCACAGAAAGCGUAUCAAGAAGCGUUUGACAUAGCAAAAUCAAAAAUGCAGCCUACGCAUCCCAUCAGGCUCGGUCUUGCACUCAACUUCUCCGUUUUUUAUUACGAAAUUAUUAAUUCUCCGGCUAGAGCCUGUCAUCUUGCCAAACAGGCGUUCGAUGAUGCGAUCGCAGAACUGGACACACUUAACGAGGACAGCUACAAAGAUUCCACGCUAAUUAUGCAGCUUUUACGCGACAACCUCACUCUUUGGACCAGUGACACGCAGGGCGAUGCGGACGAAGCACAGGAGGGUGGAGAUAACUAACCUUCCUAAGCUUAAGUCCUUUCUAACCUAAUAAGAACAUCCUAUUCUCUAUCGUCCCCCCGUCCCUUGAAGUGCUCACCCAUCCAUCCACCCGAGAUCGAUUUAUUCAUUCGCCUGUCCUUUCGUCCUUCGCGUACCUCGCUGCCCUGUCCCUCCUUCCCUGUCAUUUUUAUUCUUUUCUCAUUCCGUUUAACAAUCUUCGUUAUCUUGUCUGUUUUACUAUCCUAUCGCUCUUACUCCUCGUUUUAUUAUUCUGUCUUAUCCCUCUUCGGGUUUCCCCUCUAUGUCGCCCUCUAUGCCUCCCAUCCUUUCUCUCUUCCAUCCUUUUCUUCAUCUUUCCUGCCUUUCUUCUUUACGUCCUUACUUCCUUCCACCUUUCUUCAAUUACACAUUCGCAAGGGCAACGUCGCCUUUUUUCCGCAUCCUUAUUUUUUUAAUCUCCUCCUCGAAAGUCACGACCUCUUUGUUCUAACGCGACCGCACACUGCUGCCAAUGCCACCGCCACAGCUGUUACGCCCGAUUCGAAAGCUCGAACACGAGAGAAUCUCGUUCUCGACCGUAUCCUUUCCUAAAGGAUCGAUUCACGUGCCGGUCGCUGAAUAUACUCGCUAUUGCCACUCGUCAAAAGUUUUGAAUUUGAGUAUUCAAUUUCAAAAGGAGUGUCGAUCUACGACAGAAGGGGGAGGGGGGAUGGAGAGAAAGGGGAGGGAGAGAGAGAGAGAGAGAGAAACGAAAAGAAGAUAACAAAAGGCCAAGGAAAAAAUUAGCGAAUUUAUGCGAAAUUAACGUAGGAUAUUGCGUAACCACGCCUCGCGCGGCCCUUAACGAAAGGAAGCGGUCGAGUCGUGAGAGUUACUCGAUCUCUUGACAACAAGUUUAUCCGAGGGAAGCGUUAUUGACUCGUGUUUGUGUGGAAGAACGGGAGAAAACAAAUUGUGGAUGAACAGAGGAAAGGACAGAGAGAAUUUCGCAAACGCUGUCUCAUCGUACAACGAUAAGGUAGUAUAAAAGAUAGUAUCGAAGAGUAUAGAAGAGAACAAAAAUGUUAUAUGUAACGUUAUAAGAGAGAAAGAGGUAAUCGCUAGUAGAUUACGGGGUGUAAAUGAUGCUGUCGAAAUCGUGACCGAUGGAGGUAAAAUGUUGAAUAAACUAGUCUUUGACGGGUAUGUAGAAACAGAAACCUGUAUCGAUAUCGCUGUUCAGAUGAGACGCGGGAUGCGAGAAACAGCCACGAAACACUGUCACUACUCCCAAAUCUGCUCACUAUUUACCAUCUAAAGUAUCGCUAAACGAAACAGAGAUUCGAGAAGAAACGAAGUGAAAGGAAAAAAGCACGCAUGAAUCUAAUUACAUUAUAUCCAGUUGUCAUUAAAUUAAAUUUCACAUUGUCUAGCAAGUACGAUAUUAUUAUACGAAGGGAAGAACGCAGGAGGAGAAAGGAGAGUAAAAAUACAUUAAGUUAUUAAGUUCCAACACAUCAGUGGUGACUUAAUUUUUACAUUUAAUACUUUUUACAUAUUGCACGUUAGUAGUACACGAAAAAGUCUUAUGCAUACACACGCGUGCACGCGAGUACAAAAUACUACAUUUUGUGUGCAUAUUCGUUUCCUGUUUUCUAUUCCAUCUUUUUUAUGUGUACGCGUACCCGUGUGUGUAUGGUUUAUAAUUGACACGUUUAAAACGACUCUUUUGCUUUUAAAUAUUUUUUCAAAAUUCGAAUUUUUGUCCUUAUCAUAGUUGCUGUAUUAUCGAGGUGAGUGAAGCACAUAACUUUAAGAAUGCAUUUUUAUCCAUCGUACGCCAUGACCGUCCGUUGCUAACGCGUGAAUAUCUGAGAAGGAAGGGGACGCUUGAUUUUGAUUUCUUAAACAGCCAAUCGAUACGUGACUACCUCUUAAGAAAUUUCUCUCGAUAUUUCUUCUGUCCUGAUUUUUAACUACAAUAAUUCUCACAAGCUGUGAUUCUCUUUCUCUCGUUAUGCUCCGCCUCCUCCAUUUCCUCUCCUCUCUUCUAUCUUUCUUUCUUCCCCUCUCUUCCGUAUAUAUGUUAUAAUAUAUAUACAUAUAUUAUACACAAUAAUAUAUAUACAACAGAUAUUUACCGGAAACUCGAUUACUAAUGUCAUGAUAAACGAAAGGAAAAAAAAGAAAACGAGAACAAAUUAUGUGUACGCGUGUAAAAAAAAAUCAUAUUCUCCUUAAUUUUAACAUACAUACGCAAGUACGCAAGCAUCUAUACUCAUUUGUAUAUAUGUAUGUGCGUGAGUGUAUGCAUGUAUAUAUAUUAUAUAUAUAUAAUCAGCUUUUUUUGUCGGCAUGAUCGAUCUCGUGAAAUUUGUCGAUAGAGUUCGAGGAUAAUUCGUUAUAUCCUGCUAUUUUGCAAAUUUAUAUUAAUAACUUUACAGAAUUUCUUCUAAGCAGAGCAUUAUCUAUGAAUUCGGUUAAUGCAAAGAAAAAUGCGAAGUUGGCGGAAUGAAUUUUUUUCCGUUUGUUCCUUAACGGAUAAAAGCUCCAUUAUAGAUCUUGAUCGAUCACCUAUAUAGUGACCCUAUACCAUCAACCAUCACAACUUAUCAAACAACAUGUUUCUUUUGGUAUCUCGGGGUGACGUAUUCAAACGGCAGAUCACAAAGACGUGUAACGGUCUGUGAUCGGCUCAAACGAAACCUUGAUAAAAGGGACGAACGUUGCCAUUUUAAAAAUGGGAAGAGUCAAACGAUAACGAUAACGAUAAAUCGAUCGCGUCCAAAUGCAACGGAUACGUUCGGUCCAGGGGCGGAUUAACAUGUAUAUAUGUAUGAAUCAAGUACUUCUAAUUAUUUGAGAAUUAUGGCAAGUCCGUUUUGUAUCUUAGUUAAAUUCUAAGUAACAAUUCCUAAUUUUCGCCGAUCGAAUAAACGAAAUUCCAUUUGUUUCUAUGUUAAAACCAAUCAUUCUUUUUUACAAUAUUAAAAAUAAAUAAACGUUAAAUAUU
Molecule: messenger RNA, 3984 nt
Organism: Bombus huntii
Lineage: Eukaryota; Metazoa; Arthropoda; Insecta; Hymenoptera; Apidae
Gene: 14-3-3zeta
Product: 14-3-3 protein zeta
Exons: 5
Coding region: 267-1010 (247 amino acids)
Biological process (GO): signal transduction
Cellular component (GO): cytoplasm
Source: RefSeq, a predicted model, not a curated record